Molecule: messenger RNA, 2178 nt
Organism: Symbiodinium pilosum
Lineage: Eukaryota; Dinophyceae; Suessiales; Symbiodiniaceae
Source: the annotation of a GenBank genome assembly
GAGCUCACCGGAGCUGCAAGGCGUUUGGUGGCAGGUCAGCCCGCAGGAUGGGUCGCCUAUCGAGGAGGCGUGACCAACCUGAUGGAUCAUCUCAGGAGGUCACUCGGGAAACCCCGAGUGAACGAGGUCACGGACCUUCUGGCUGCCUACUUCAAGGGGACUCGCCGGAAGAGCAGUGAGUCUAUGAAUGACUACAUCACGAGGAAGUUCGAGGCCUACAUGCGAGCAGGCCAGGCCCUGAAGAGGGUUGCUCCCUUCUAUGACCCAGAGGUCCCGGAGACGCAAGGCGAGGCGAGAGCCUGGUCUCGGAGACCGAGCACAGAAGCCAGCAACUGGACAUGGGCCAGAUCGAACUCGACCUCGGAGGCUGAACCUGCAGCUGCAGCCACCACGGACCCGUCGGAAACGACGGCCACUGAGACCGCCAAUGAGGGCGGACAGGCUUCAGAUGCUCAGUGGAGAGCCUCGACCUGGCAGAGCUGGCAAGGCACCUGGUCGAACUGGUAUGGAGGAUGGCAGUGGAACUCCCAGAUCUCCAUGGUAGGAGUGCAGAACUACUACCUUCCUUUAUUCAGGGAUGGUACAUGCUGGCUGACUGAUGCGGGUCUGGACAACAAUGAGAAGAACCUCGUGAUGACGGCCAUUAACGGCAACUUCUCUCCCCAGCGAAUCGCGCAGGAACUGCGCAACCAGUUCCCGGAAGGUGAGGUCAAGCGUCGGGACCAGCAUCGCAAGUUCCAGAGCUACCUCGGCGGCGAGAAUCUCGAGGAGACCGAAUCCGACCUCGAUGUGGCCGGGAACACCAUGCAGGAGCUGAUGGAUGACGGGCUCAACGACGAGGGUGCCGCGCUCGUGGUGGAGGCUGAACAGGAAGCUCAAGAAGCCAUGGCAGCCUUGUUCCAAGCUCGCCGGACCCUCAAAGAAGCGCGUCAGAAGCAACACCAGGUGAAGCAGAGCCGGCGCUACUACCAAGGUGGUUCGAGCUCAGGACGCAGCACCGGAGGAUCAAGCUUCCCCUCGAAGCCUCGAGAUGACAGCCAACUAGACUGUCUCCGGUGCGGACAGCGGGGACAUAGAGCAGCCAAUUGCCCUCAGAAGGCCACAGCCUCUCAGGUGGAUGUUAGUGGUGGUUCAGGACCCGAACAUCACCAUGCACCGUUUGUCUGCUUCGCCGACCUGGACCAGAGCGGAACCGGGGACGAGCUCCCCAACUUGGCUGGAUACGCCCAGGCGAUGGCCGUGGUCACAUGUGAGGAGGCCUACCUCCAGCAGAAGGAGGGCCAGGGUCUUACCACAGGAGGCGGUGGCCAAGGGCAUGUGCGUGAUCGAUGGAGGUGCUACUCAGACCAUCGGUUGCAGAACGUCUGCCUCAAGAACCCCCCCGUGUUUUCGUUCGGCAAUUCUACAGAGAACAAGUGCCUGAGCACGGCGUCCCUGGAGGUGCAGAUCCCCGUCACCAUGGAUCGCAUGUCCAAGGCCGACCUUGUUCUCCGUCUUCGUUCUUACGGAGAAGAGCCACCUCGUGCUUGGACGAAGGUGGAACUCCGGCAGCGACUCCACGUUCUUGCCGACUUGGGAGAGGUGGUCCUCCCGAAAGGAGGGAAACAGAAGACGGCCUUACAGGAGGCGGUGACCGAGCUCAACAAGGCGAGUGCCAAGAAAGCCAUCCUGGUGGAGCACGUCCGCACCGACCUGGGGAUGACUGUGACUUCCAACGAGACCAUGGCGGUGAUCCAGAGGCGCGCCAUGAACCUCCUGAUGGAGACGAUCGCAGGAGAGGCCGAGGACCUCCUGGGUUUCGGCAAGUAUGCGGAUCAGACAUUCGAGUCCGUGGCGAUGACCGACAAGGCCUACUGCGAGUGGGUGAAGACGACUGCGAAGGAGGAGGAGGGCUGCUCCAUCCACCUGUACCGCUUUGCCAACUGGCUGGAGAAGACAAAGGUCAAGGGCCCGAAGAUGUCCAAGGAGCCAUCAGUGAAAAAGGAGGAGCCGAGCCAGAACCGUGUGACCCCACCGGUGCCUUCGACACCGGGGUCUGCAAGCAGCAGCCUGGAUGGGGCGGUGGGCAACUUGGCGACCAUGGUCUCCGAGCUCAUGAAGGAGGUGAAGGAGCUGAAGGAAGAGAGGGCGACGGCCAUGCCGAGGAAGGUUGCCGCGAAGCCGGACGAGACCAUGUGA